Messenger RNA from Salvelinus fontinalis (brook trout), 2641 nucleotides. Its product is annotated as arrestin domain-containing protein 3-like. NCBI's taxonomy places the organism in Eukaryota, Metazoa, Chordata, Actinopteri, Salmoniformes, Salmonidae. The transcript has 6 exons. Gene Ontology annotation, biological process: protein transport. The record is from RefSeq and is a predicted model, not a curated record. Gene Ontology annotation, cellular component: plasma membrane; cytoplasm. Bases 10 to 1350 code for a protein of 446 amino acids.
CCCACGACAAUGACAUCACUAUUUGUGAGUAGGCUAAAGCUAGCGGAAAUUGGCUUCAGAAAAGUUCAUAUGAAACAGUCGAAAAUGCCUUCAGUAAAAACGUUUGACUUGAGUUACGAUGUUAUUAAUGAACAUGAUACAUUUUCCGAAGGCGACUGUAUAUUUGGAAGAAUUACUUUGGAGUUAAUAAAGGAAACCAAAGUGGAAAGCCUUUUCAUCAAAGCCAAAGGGGACGCAAAUGUCCAUUGGACGACACGUACGAAAGACCACACUAGGACUCACUCUGCUCACAAUCGAUAUUUCAAACUUAAGACGUUUAUGAUUAAUGAAUCUCCUAAAGACAACAUACUCCCCCCUGGGAUUCAUAGAUAUCCAUUUGGUUUCAAAAUUCCUGAGGGAAGCAUGCCAUCAUCCUUCAAGGGUCCACAUGGCAAGAUAGUGUACAAACUGGAAGCCAAGCUGGUUAGGGGUUGGCUAAAGACACGCGACUUGGUGAAGGAAAUCACCUUUGUCUCCAAGGCUGACUUGAACCAUGUUCUACUAAUGUCUCCUCAGCAUGGUGUGAAGAACAAGUCAGUUGGUAUAUUCACCUCAGGACACGUCACCAUGGAUGUCCACGUUGAAAGGAUGGGUUAUAUGCCAGGUGAGACUGUGAAUAUCUGUGCAAACAUCGAGAACAACUCCUCCCGUGACCUUAAGCCCAAAUUCAGUCUGAAGCAGAAAAUUACUUUCUUUGCUUCUGGCAACACAAAGAUAGCAGAGCAGACAGUCUGCAAAGUAGUCAGAGAACCUAUCCCGUCCAACACCCGACAACGUGUUGCUGGGUCAUUGAAGAUACCUGCUGACCAGGACUUGUCCAUCCUGAACUGUAACAUCAUAAGAGUAGAGUACAUACUAAAGGUAUACUUGGACGUUCCUCUUGCCACAGACCCUGAAGUCAAGUUUCCAUUGGCUAUUAUCCCUUCCUGCUUUCGGUCUGACCUAUCACCAGGCAGUCCUGUCCUCGGGUUUGAAGAAUUCGGGAAAGGUGGUCCAAGCAACAGUGACUUCCCUUGUGAUACAGCCUUUGGACCAUAUCCUCCUGCCUCGGGUCCAGGGGGAGGCCUAUAUCCGCCUGUCCUGCCAGUGUACCCUGAACCUGCAGCUGUGGGAGGAAGUUAUCCCCCUGACCCACAGCCAACAUACCCAUACCCAACUCACUUGAUGAUGCAUCCACCUCCAACUGCGCCACCAUUUCAUACACCCCCGACUGCCCCGAUGAUGCUUUCACACCCCUCUCCUCAAGAGAUAGACCGACCCCCGUCGUAUUGUUCCCUCUUUCCUCCGUCAACAGCUGAAACAUCACCCUGAUACACCAUAAACACUCAUCUUUAACAGAAGUUAUGCAACUGAUUCACUCCCAAUGUCAUUGUUGCACACACCAACAGACCUGUAAACAUUAUGUUAAUGAAGGAACAAAAUGCCAGGUUUGCGUCAGUGUUUCAAGUCUAUAGCAUUUAUGUUUGUGUUUUGAGCCAUAAAGAUUUUUUUUUACUGUAAUAUACACCUGCUUCUGAGUUCUGUCUUCCAGGAUUUGUGUCUGAUGCAACAUUUUUUAAACUAUGUAAUGUAAUGCUCAGAUCACUCAUAUGGUGCCUUCUUGACUGCCUUUAUGAAUUAUUUUAUUUUUUUACUCCAGGUUUGCCACCACAGCAAAAAAGAAAAAGAGAGCAGCACACUCUAGGUGCUCAGUUGCAAUCAUUUUAUAACCAAUGUUUCGACAGACAAGCUGUCUUCAUCAGGGUAUAAUGACAAAGACUGUGGGUAUAAUGCCAAACACUGUGCAUCACUACUUUAUAUAGUUUCGAAGGACACACAGGUGUCUGUAAUUAUGGCCCGGUGUGGCUUGAUGUCAUUGGUUGAUUUACAGAUGUAAAUAGAACAUAUAAAAAGCAUGAAUGGAUAGCAGACGAUCAUAGAUACAAUGUGGCUACAUAGGCCUACAAACAUGAAUAGAUACAAUGAAUAGCAAAAUCACAAGAAUGGCUUCAGAUCAAAGUCUACGUUGAGACCGAAGGGAGCAAGGGUUUUUAAAUAACAAAUCCAGGCAGCCUCUCGUUUUAACAAUAAAUUGUCAAAAGUCCAGGCAGCCUCUCGUUUUAACAAUAAAUUGUCAAGGUCACUCACUCUCCUAGGGAUAUAGGGAAGCGACGAAAUAGACUGGUUCGCUUCCAAAUGCGAACCACUCUAUUUCGUCCCUUCUCUAUAUUGGCACCGAACACGUCACCCUCCCUAUGAGACGGGGUGAACUUGACAAUUUAUUGGGGAUAAGACCUUGACAACGUUGGUUAUUAAAUUAUUGCAUCUGAGCUCCUAGAGAGUGCAGCUCUCCUUUUCUUUUUAAGUGUUCUAGUCCGCUAGCCAACACCUCGCCUAAACAGGUGUGCGUUUCUUUCGCCUCCAGAUUACCACCACAGUUCCCUUAGUUUGGCCAUGCAAAAUGUAUGCAUCAUUAAUUACUCAGUAUUGUUGUGAUCUAAACCCAUGUACCAGGACACCUUGCUAACACAUAUUCUGUACAAAUUAUGUAUUCACUGAGAUAUAAUACAGAAUUGCACUACUACUGCCAUUGUUGUUUAACUAAUUAAAUAUAUCACAGGAA